AGCCACUCUUGUCACCCAAAUAUAUAGAAUUGUAUAAAGUCCCAAACGUAGAAAAGAAAACAAAGAAAAUGAAGAUUGCCUACAAGAAACAGGGGUGCCACCCACACGUGCAACAACCUUAAACUUCGGAAUUUGAUAAAAACCAAGAGGAGCUUCCUCCAGUGGAAUUGUGAAUUGUGUGAGCGAAGCAGCAUGCCACCCAACCCCUGCACAACUAGAAAACAGUCAACCAGAGAGAGAUGGAGAGAGAGAGGGUUGACCAAGCGUCUUGUGGGUGAGCUACCGGCCCAUCUCUCACACGCCCAGCGGCGUUGAAUUCUUUAAUGCCCUCAUGCACCUUUGGUGGCAUCUCUCUUCACUUCACAUUCCAUGCAAUGCACCCCAUUCUAAAUUUCUAAUAUAUUAUCUCCUUCCCCUCCAUCACUCACCUCACUUCCUAUCUUUUUUAUCACUUGAAAACAUACUCAAGGGUUUUUUCUUUUACGAAAUUCUUAGUUUAUUAUUCCAGCCCAUUCUCUGCUUUCUCUACUCAAAACCCAAUUAGAGUUUUUUCUUAAGGAGGGCUGAGAAAAUAAGGAAAUACCCGGAGAUGGGUCGGAUCCCGUGUUGCGAGAAGGACAAUGUUAAGAGGGGGCAAUGGACACCGGAGGAAGACAACAAACUCUCUUCCUACAUCGCCCAGCAUGGCACCCGCAACUGGCGCCUCAUCCCUAAGAAUGCCGGUCUUCAGAGAUGUGGGAAGAGCUGUAGGCUGCGAUGGACGAAUUACCUUCGUCCUGAUCUGAAGCAUGGCCAAUUCUCGGAUGUAGAAGAACAGACCAUCGUGAAGCUUCAUUCAGUUGUUGGCAACCGCUGGUCAUUGAUAGCAGCUCAGCUGCCUGGCCGCACCGAUAAUGAUGUUAAGAAUCACUGGAACACCAAGCUGAAAAAGAAGCUUUCAGGCAUGGGAAUUGAUCCGGUCACCCACAAGCCCUUUUCCCAUCUCAUGGCCGAGAUUGCCACCACGCUGGCUCCUCCACAGGUGGCUCACCUUGCUGAAGCGGCCCUCGGCUGCUUUAAAGAUGAAAUGCUCCACCUGCUUACCAAAAAGCGUAUCGACUUCCAGUUUCAGCAAUCUGGCGCUGCACCAGGAAACACUGCAGCCACUUACACUGCCAACAAACAAGAUGAAAAAGAUGAUACCAUUGAGAAGAUCAAGCUGGGAUUAUCAAGGGCCAUGCAAGAGCCUACAAUGCUACCCUUGAACAAGCCUUGGGACUCCAAUGGAGCCACUUCCGCAAAUUUUGCUGGGGCCUGCAGUGGCUUCCCCAUAUCUGUCCCUAGAUUUCAGUAUGGCCCAUCAUCAUUUGGAAACGAAGGCGAUGGAUCACCAUGGAGCCAAAGUAUGUGUACUGGGAGCACAUGCACAGCAGGGGACCAGCAAGGGCGGCUGCGUGAGAAACUCGAGGAUGAAAAUGGGGAAGAGACUGGGGGUGGAAAAGAAAUUAGACACUCGUCCAGCAUAUUCAAUUCAGACUGCAUCCUAUGGGAUUUACCAUCUGAUGAUCUGAUGGACCCUAUGGUUUGAGAGAGCUUAUACAACAGCAGAGGGCAAGAAAACCUACUUUAUGCAAAAUAAUAUACUUCUUAUGGCAAUGAUAACUGAUGCAAAUGUAAAUAAAAGUUCAUUUUAUGGAUUAUGAUCAAAUUAUCAAUAAAGGCAUAAUUUCUCAACAUUAUUUUCAA
Molecule: messenger RNA, 1725 nt
Organism: Vitis riparia (riverbank grape)
Lineage: Eukaryota; Viridiplantae; Streptophyta; Magnoliopsida; Vitales; Vitaceae
Product: transcription factor MYB80
Exons: 3
Coding region: 590-1567 (325 amino acids)
Source: RefSeq, a predicted model, not a curated record